AUUAGCUUCAGACAUUCAUUCUUUACAGGUGUAAUGUACAGUGAACUUGAUCCCAGUUGUAAAAAUAUUAUUGAGCAAACCUCAUUAAGGUGGAUAUUUGUCGGAGGCAAAGGAGGCGUUGGAAAAACUACCUGCAGUUGUAGUCUAGCAGUUCAAUUAGCCAAAACUCGUGAAAGUGUUUUAAUCAUUUCUACAGAUCCUGCUCACAAUAUAUCUGAUGCAUUUGAUCAAAAAUUUUCAAAAGUCCCUGGAAAGGUUAGUGGGUUUGAAAAUUUAUUUGCUAUGGAAAUUGAUCCCAAUUUAGGAAUUACUGAACUUCCUGAUGAUUAUUUUAGUGAAAAUGACAGUUGGGCAAUGGGUAAAUCUGUAAUUAAAGAACUUGUAGGAGCUUUUCCAGGAAUUGAUGAAGCUAUGAGUUAUGCAGAAGUUAUGAAGCUUGUUAAGGGAAUGAAUUUUUCAGUUGUAGUAUUUGAUACUGCACCAACAGGUCACACAUUGCGAUUGUUAUUUUUUCCAUCUGUUAUUGAGAAAGGGCUAGGAAAAUUGCUUCAAUUAAAAGCAAGCUUUGGCUCAUUUAUCACUCAAAUAGCAAGUUUAGUUGGAGAGAGAGAUCUGAAUGUUGAUGCUAUGUCCUCCAAAUUAGAAUCCACUUUAGAAACUAUAAAAUUUGUCAAUCAGCAAUUUAAAAAUCCAGCUCAAACCACUUUCGUUUGCGUGUGUAUCUCCGAAUUUUUAUCAAUAUACGAAACCGAGAGAUUAAUACAAGAAUUAGCUAAAUGCGCCAUCGAUACUCAUAAUAUUAUAGUCAACCAACUCCUUUUUUUAGAUGAAAAUAAACCUUGCAGCUUAUGCGCCUCUAGAUAUAAAUUGCAAUCGAAAUAUUUAGAACAAAUCGAUGAUUUAUACGAAGAUUUUCACAUUACGAAAUUACCCUUGAUGGAUAAUGAAGUUAGAGGGAAAGACAAAAUCAUUACUUUUUCAGAAAAUUUGAUUAAUUCUACAAAAAUCAAAAAGUUUGAAAAAUAAUAACUGACCGUUUAAAUUCUAUUACCACUCGAGAAAGUUAUAUUUGUUUUCUUUUCUGACUCGCUUCAUGUAAUUUGUGAUAUAAUAAUGAUCAAAGUGUCUUUGCGUUUUAUUAUUCAUUUCCCUCUUAAAAAAUUUUUAUGGAAAAAAAAGGA
This is a messenger RNA of Gordionus sp. m RMFG-2023, 1181 nucleotides long. Its product is annotated as ATPase GET3-like. NCBI's taxonomy places the organism in Eukaryota, Metazoa, Nematomorpha, Gordioida, Chordodea, Parachordodidae. The record is from RefSeq and is a predicted model, not a curated record. Gene Ontology annotation, biological process: post-translational protein targeting to endoplasmic reticulum membrane. The transcript is spliced from 8 exons. Gene Ontology annotation, cellular component: GET complex. Bases 34 to 1026 code for a protein of 330 amino acids. Gene Ontology annotation, molecular function: ATP hydrolysis activity; ATP binding.